CCCCGUCGGCCUUUGUGCCCACUGCGCACGCGCCGGAGGUUGCAACCGUCAGGGACGGCAAGGGAAGCGCCCCCGAGAGUUCGAAGCCCUCUUUGGCUCCCUCCCUCAGCCACCGUUGCUUUGCGGCCUGCACUUCCGCUUCCUUCCUGUCAGGGCCGAGGAGAAGCAGAAGGAGAAGGAUGCCGGAGAGCCCGGGGUCUGCGUGAGGCGAGGCCGGGAAGGGAGGGAUGUCGCCGGCGCCGGGCCUCCACGCCGGGUCCUGGCCCCAGCCUCAGCCUCAGCGGCGCCCUCCGCCUCGGCCCUGCUCAGGUUCGGCCCGGGCCCAGCGACAGGGACAGGCCCCGCCAGGCCGGGCUGGGCCCCAGCACUGACUCCGCCGCUUCCCCGACGCCGAGGGCCCGGGACGGGGCGGGCAGGAUGCAGGCGCCGCCGCUGCAGUACGACUUCUUCAGCGAGGAGAACGCGCCCAAGUGGCGGGGCCUGCUGGUGCCCGCCUUGAAGAAGGUUCAGAUGCAAGUCCACCCUAAACUCUCAUCUACCGAAGAUGCCUUGCAGUAUGUUGAGGAAUUAAUUCUGCAGUUGCUAAACAUGCUGUGCCAAGCCCAGCCCAGAAGCUUCCAGGAUGUAGAGGAUCGUGUACAAAAGAGUUUUCCCCAUCCUAUUGACAAGUGGGCAAUAGCUGAUGCUCAGUCUGCAAUUGAAAAGAGGAAGCGAAAAAAUCCAUUAUUUCUUCCAGUAGAAAAAAUUCACCCACUAUUAAAAGAAGUUCUCGGUUAUAAAGUUGACCACCAAGUAUCUCUUUACAUAGUAGCAGUAUUAGAAUACAUUUCAGCAGAUAUUUUAAAGUUGGUUGGGAACUAUGUAAGAAAUAUAAGACAUGAUGAAAUCACGAAACAAGACAUCAAAGUGGCAAUGUGUGCUGAUAAGGUACUGAUGGAUAUGUUCCAUCAGGAUGUAGAGGAUAUUAGUACACUAACAUUAUCUGAUGAAGAACCCUCCACAUCAGGAGAACAAACGUACUAUGAUAUUGUGAAAUCAUUCAUGGCAGAAGUUCGACAGUACAUAAGAGAGCUAAAUCUCAUAAUAAAAGUGUUCAGAGAACCUUUUAUUACCAAUCCAAAGCUAUUUUCAGGUCAUGAUGUAGAAAAUAUAUUCAGUCGCAUAUCAGAUAUUCAUGAACUUAGUGUGAAACUGUUGGGCCAUAUUGAAGAUACAGUAGAAAUGACAGAUGAAGGCAGUCCCCAUCCUUUAGUUGGAAGCUGUUUUGAAGAUUUAGCUGAGGAACUUGCAUUUGAUCCAUAUGAAACCUAUACUCAAGAUAUUUUACGGACUGGCUUUCAUGACCACUUUCUUAGUCAGUUGUCAAAGCCUGGAGCAGCAUUCUAUUUGCAGUCAAUAGGAGAUGGUUUUAAAGAAGCUGUUCAGUAUGUUUUACCAAGGUUACUUCUAGUUCCUGUUUACCAUUGCCUUCACUAUUUUGAAGUUUUAAAGCAAUUAGAAGAAAAGAGUGAAGAUGAAGAGGACAAAGAGUGUUUGAAACAAGCAAUUACAGCCCUGCUUAAUCUUCAGAGUAGUAUGGAAAGGAUAUGCUCCAAGAAUCUUGCAAAGAGACGGCUUAGUGAAUCUGCGUGCCGUUUCUAUAGUCAACAAAUGAAAGGGAAGCAACUUGCAAUCAAGAAAAUGAACGAAAUCCAAAAGAAUAUUGACGGCUGGGAGGGUAAAGACAUUGGACAAUGCUGCAAUGAAUUCAUAAUGGAGGGGACUCUCACGCGCGUGGGUGCCAAGCAUGAAAGACAUAUAUUUCUCUUUGAUGGCCUCAUGAUUUGUUGUAAGUCAAAUCAUGGCCAGCCAAGACUGCCUGGUGCUAGCAAUGCGGAGUAUCGUUUGAAAGAAAAGUUUCUAAUGCGAAAGGUACAAAUCAACGAUAAAGAUGACACUAAUGAAUACAAGCACGCCUUUGAAAUAAUUUUAAAAGAUGAGAACAGUGUUAUUUUUGCUGCUAAAUCAGCCGAAGAGAAAAACAACUGGAUGGCAGCCUUGAUCUCUUUACAGUACAGAAGCACCUUGGAGCGCAUGUUAGACGUAACAAUGUUACAAGAAGAGAAGGAGGAACAGAUGAGAUUUCCAAGUCCUGAGCUUUAUAGGUUUGCAGAACCUGAUUCUGAGGAGAAUAUUGUUUUUGAAGAGAACAUGCAGCCAAAAUCGGGAAUCCCUAUAAUCAAGGCAGGAACAGUUGUCAAACUGAUCGAGAGACUUACAUACCAUAUGUAUGCAGAUCCCAACUUCGUUCGAACAUUUCUUACAACAUAUAGAUCAUUUUGCAAGCCUCAGGAAUUGCUGAGUCUCCUGAUAGAAAGGUUUGAAAUUCCAGAACCUGAACCAACAGAAGCAGAUCGGAUAGCUAUGGAGAAUGGAGAUCAACCUCUCAGUGCAGAGCUCAAAAGGUUUAGAAAGGAAUAUAUACAACCUGUACAACUGCGAGUUUUAAAUGUAUGCCGACACUGGGUGGAGCAUCAUUUCUAUGAUUUUGAGAGAGAUGUAGAUCUUUUGCAGCGUUUGGAAGAAUUCAUUGGCACUGUCAGAGGAAAAGCUAUGAAGAAAUGGGUUGAGUCAAUCACAAAGAUAAUCCAUAGAAAAAAGCAAGCACAAGCCAUUGGGCCAAGCCACAAUAUUACAUUUGAAAGCUUACCGCCUCCAGUUGAAUGGCAUAUAAGCAAGCCAGGACACAUGGACACAUUUGACCUGCUUACUUUACACCCAAUAGAAAUUGCUCGACAGCUCACUCUACUUGAAUCUGAACUUUACAGAGCUGUGCAGCCAUCCGAGCUAGUGGGAAGUGUGUGGACAAAAGAAGAUAAAGAAAUCAAUUCUCCUAACCUGCUCAAGAUGAUAAGACAUACCACCAAUCUGACCUUGUGGUUUGAAAAGUGCAUUGUAGAAACGGAAAAUCUAGAAGAAAGAGUUGUUGUAGUGUGCCGGAUAAUUGAGAUCUUGCAAGUUUUUCAAGAGUUAAACAACUUCAAUGGUGUUCUUGAGGUUGUCAGUGCUAUGAACUCUGCACCUAUUUAUAGGCUGGAUCACACAUUUGAACAAAUCCCAAGUCGCCAGAAAAAGAUAUUUGAAGAAGCUCAUGAACUGAGCGAAGAUCACCAUAAGAAAUACUUAGCAAAACUCAGGUCUAUCAAUCCUCCUUGUGUGCCUUUCUUUGGUAUUUAUUUAACAAAUAUCUUGAAAACGGAAGAAGGCAAUCCUGAAUUCCUUAAACGACAUGGAAAAGAGCUGAUCAAUUUCAGUAAACGGAGGAAGGUGGCUGAGAUUACAGGGGAGAUCCAACAGUACCAAAACCAGCCAUACUGCCUAAGAAGCGAACCUGAAAUCAGGAAAUUUUUCGAAAACUUAAAUCCAAUGGGAAAUAGCAUGGAAAAAGAAUUUGCAGAUUCUCUGUACAAUAAGUCUCUACAAAUAGAGCCACGUAAUGCGAAGCCUCCCCCAAGAUUUCCCAAAAAAUACAACUAUCCUCUUAAAUCUCCGGGUAUUCGUCCAUCUAAUCCAAGGCCAGGCACCAUGCGACAUCCUACUCCUCUGCAACAAGAGCCAAGAAAAAUCAGUUACAGCCGUGUUCCUGAGAGUGAAACGGAGAGUGCGGCUUCCGCACCAAACUCUCCCAGAACCCCUCUCACCCCGCCCCCUCCAUCCUCCACGUCCAGCACCACUGACGUCUGCAGCGUCUUUGAUUCUGAUCCCUCAACUCCUUUUCAUUCAAGAUCUGCCUCUGUAUCCUCCAUAAGCUUUCCCAAAAGUUCCGAUGAAAUUACUGUUCCCCCACCUAUUCCUCCUCGAAGACGCCCAGAAUCCGCUCCUGCAGAAUCCUCUCCAUCAAAGAUUUCUUCUGCACACUUGGACAGCCCCCCAGCGAUCCCCCCUCGGCAGCCCACCUCCAAAAUCUAUUCACCGAGGUACUCGGUGACUGACCGGACGUCCAUCUCAGAUGCCCCGGAGAGCCCGCCUGUGUUGCCACCCCGAGAACCCGUGCGGACUCCUGACGUUUUCUCUAGUUCUCCUCUGCAUCUCCAGCCACCUCCUUUAGGCAGGAAAAGCGAACUCGGCAACACUUUCUUUCCUAACAGUCCCUCUCCGUUCACUCCCCCUCCUCCCCAGACGCCUUCUCCUCACGUUGCAAGGAGGCAUUUGCCAUCGCCCCCGUUGAUACCACAAGACACGGACCUCCAUUCUGUUGCUGGGCCCCCCGUCCCACCACGGCAGAGCACCUCUCAGCAUAUCCCAACUGUUCAACAUAUCCCAAAGCUGCCUCCAAAAACUUACAAAAGGGAGCCUGCGCAUCCGUCAAUGCACCGCGAUGGGCCCCCCUUGCUGGAGAAUGCCCACUCCACCUGAGUCUCCCUUCUGCUAAAGAGAAAGUGCUUGCCCAGGUGCCAUGUCUGUUGCUGGCAAUAGAUGCACUGUACUUUUUUGGCGCCAAGGAGUUGGGUUGUGUUGCUCCUAACACUAAAGACGCUGCAAUACAUUUGAUACAUGGUAUAGAAAAAUAUGAAUCUUAAUAACAGGCAACUUGUCUUGAAAAGGAAAAAACAAACUGUUUCUGUUUGUUCGUGUGAUAUGCAGGGCACUGUUCUAAAGUCUCUGGACAUCUGAAUGUACCAGAAAUCAGACUUCUUACAGAUCUCUUUGGCCAAUAAGCAGACACCGUGCUUUGUGUCAUAUCCAGUGAAGGAUGAAAAAUAUAGUCCUGUAAUCAUCUGUCCGCUGCAACGUAAGUUCUUGGAGUAACAAUAUUAUGCACUUUUUAAAAAUAUUUCAAACAAGGAACUUGAUAGUCUCCUUAAUUUUCUUUUGUUGUUGUUUUGUAUUCCCUGUGUUCAAAUCAUGAAUUGGACUGUAAGGAAGAUCUGUGGUACUGAACCAGUCUCAAACUAAAGAAUAGCACUGUACUGCAGUCCUGUUUACAAACUAUUGCUAGUCCAUUGUGGGUACCUAGGCUUCACCAAAGAGGUACUUUCCUUCUUCUUCACGAAUUUUAUGGUGCCAGUUCCAAAAGAAAUUCAGCCAGGAAACAGAAUGUCCAACAUUUGCCUUCUUUAAAAAAAAUGAGAGUUUAAUCUUAAAACGAAUGAUACCAGUGACACAAACUGCAAAACAGAGCUAAAUUGAUUCCUUCAUUUAGAAGACUGUUCAAUCUAGAUUAGGUUCGGUCCUCUUCCUCCUGAGGUUUACUGAGGACCCACUUUAUUACGGCUGGUGGCGCAACAUCCUGGAUCGUGUCAUGACAAUACAAAGGAUGAUCGGCUGGCCGUACACCCCCAUUAAUGAUCAUCAUCAUGUUUUAGCUAGCAGUAGGUAAGUGACUAAAUAAUCAGCGCCCAUAGAAUUGCCUUGUAGUUGCAUAGAUAAAUCAUGUGUAUAUAGUGAAUGUUGCGUAUACUUGCAAAUUGUUUUUUAAUUUAAUUGAAAUAAAGAUACAGAUAUUUUGUCUGGCUGACAUAUAUUAAAUUAUUGCAUUGCUAAAUGUACAUUUCAGUUUAAAGCACUGAGGAGAAGACAUAUUCUGUGGUACACACACAUUUUUCUAGCUCAUUGUUUUGGUCUAUGAGACGUAACGGAAGAAACCCCAUGUUUAGCAUGUGAAGCAGAGGUGAGUUAGGGGCAGCUUGGAGUCAACAUCUGUGUGCUUAGAAUGUAAUGGAUCUUGUGCAUGUCAGGCGAUACCGAAUUCCAAGCUCUGCUGGACCUCAUAGACUUUGAAGUUGACCUUUUACAAUGUCAGAAAUGUUUGAAAGAGACUGAUCUACAUGAAUAUCCUUCCUUGGAUUAUUUAUAGACCUGUGAACUGCGCUUCUGAUUCCAGUACUGUGAUGAUAAUGCAUGCUACUUGUUGAAAACAUUUUAAUCAUCUCCGCUACACUAGGAUUUGUGAAUGGUGCAGUAUUGUAUCUUUAGUUACCAAGACUCUUAUAGGACAUUUUUGGCAAAACCAAAACACAUUUCGGCCAUCUUAGAAAGCCAUGUCAAUGAAACAAUGUCGGUGGAAGACUGUAUCACCGUGGAAGCCUACUGUUCUAAUCUAUUUCUACAGCUCUAUGCAGUGCGGUCUUUGCAUUUCAGGAAAUGUUUGUUUACUUUCAGUUGCAUAGGGUUUUUUUUUAACAUGUAGAAUUUGCAGGGUCUAAAGAAAGGUAUUCUGGAAGAAUGGAAGUUUGUAUAAUGGUAGACUAUAAAGGAAGGUUACGCUGAGAUACAGUGAUGCCUAAUAAAAGGAAAGGGAUAUUUCUAGAAGUGGUUGAACGUUAAAGAAAUUUUUUUUGAAAUGGUCCUCAUCUUAGAUCUCUACUGCUUGAGCAACUGGAUCAAUGGCCAACCAUUUGGGAAUGCAAGUGGCUCCAAUUCCAGUGGUUCCAUGCUCCAUUCUGUAAGUCGCAGUGGAUGCCAGCCCCCAGCCUUUAUAUUGCUUUAAAAGACUAAAAUCUCUCAGCGAAAGCAGCAGGUCAUGUCAAUCUUUCUGGAACCAACGAGUUUGUCAUUUCUCCAAGUUAUCUGCCUAAAAGACAGAAGAGUUACCCAAUAAACCCACUUCCUUUUAGAGAGGGAAAGAGUCUGGGCUUCAGACUUACUAAUUUUAUUUACCAUAUAUACUCAUAUUUAAAUCCACCUCACCUAUCAAUUGAAGGCAGAUUUUAGGUCAAGGUUAUUCCACAGAGAGGGGAAAGCACCAAGGCAUUUAAAAAGGCUAGAAGUGAUGUGACGGCAGAGUUGAGGGAUUCAACUCUUCCUUUAGUUCCUCCAAAAGCAGGCUAAGCUCUAGUCUUUGGCCACUCUGCUCAGAGAAGGGCAUGGUUCCUUAUUUGGUAAGAAUUAAGGUAGAGUUCUCGCAAUGACCCACAGAUAAGUCAACCCAGCAUAUUUGGGUUGAGUUUUUGACUAUAAUUUCUAGACUUAUACAUAAGUAUAUAGCAGGCAUGGGCAAACUUCGGCCCUCCGGAUGUUUUGGAUUUCAAUUCCUGACAGUGUUUUAGAUUUCAAUUCCUAACAGUCUACCGCAGGCAUGGGCAAACUUUGGCCCUCCAGGUGUUUUGGACUUUAACUCCCACAAUUCCUAACAACCAGUAGGCUGUUAGGAAUUGUGGAAGUUGAAGUCCAAAACACCUGGAGGGCCGAAGUUUGCCCAUGCCUGCGGUAGACUGUUAGGAAUUGUGGGAGUUGAAAACCAAAACACCUAGUGAGUGGUCACCCCACAUUUCCAAAUAUACCUAAUUUUUUUCCUAAAUAUUUCCACCACCCUAAAUGUUGAUAAAAGUAUCCUGCUUGUUGCAUCCUAAGUGCCAAAUGGUUAAAAGUUGGCUUGAGAAAGGAGAUAACAAAGUCAGCACUCUGUUAGAGGACUCUUUGUCAUCUUCAUAAUGUAUUAGCGGUUGCAGUAAAUUAGCUGCACCGAAUUUUAAUUUUCUGAGUAUGAUGGAUUUUUUUAAACCCUCUGAAAUGGAGUUUGUGGUGCAAAAAUGGGCAGUGUUUUAAUACAGUCCGUUUUAGUUACGAAGUACUUUGUACUCAGCCAAACCAUCCAUUAUUGUAUCCUUUUAUUGCCAUGUAUAAACUACUUGUCAUGUUUUUGGCAGUCUACAAAA
This is a messenger RNA of Anolis sagrei ordinatus, 7637 nucleotides long. It is a transcript of the gene SOS1, whose product is annotated as SOS Ras/Rac guanine nucleotide exchange factor 1. Gene Ontology annotation, biological process: Ras protein signal transduction; positive regulation of GTPase activity. The record is from RefSeq and is a predicted model, not a curated record. Gene Ontology annotation, molecular function: protein heterodimerization activity; guanyl-nucleotide exchange factor activity. Gene Ontology annotation, cellular component: plasma membrane. NCBI's taxonomy places the organism in Eukaryota, Metazoa, Chordata, Lepidosauria, Squamata, Anolidae.